Messenger RNA from Papaver somniferum (opium poppy), 2170 nucleotides. RefSeq names its product protein MAINTENANCE OF MERISTEMS-like. The transcript is spliced from 5 exons. Lineage: Eukaryota; Viridiplantae; Streptophyta; Magnoliopsida; Ranunculales; Papaveraceae. Gene Ontology annotation, biological process: meristem development; meristem maintenance. The coding region runs from base 279 to 2165 and encodes 628 amino acids. The record is from RefSeq and is a predicted model, not a curated record.
UUCGAUGGGGCGUGCACAGAAAUAGCGUUUGUGUGGGGCGCUUUUAGAAAGAGCGUCUGAAUAUAUACUUCUUUUAUCCUCUUCUCCUCCUCUUUUUACAUAACCUACGUUUUUUACAGAAGAAAAAAAAAACGACGAAACCUAAGUAAAAAUCUAGGGCAAUACCUAAAUCUCAUGUGACGGCCAUUUGAUUGGGUGCGGAGAAACGAGUUCUUGUGAAAGAAACGACUAAUCUUAUUCGUUAAUCGGGUGCGGGCAAAUUUGAUUGAAGAUUAAAGAUGUUGAGCAGAAUAACGUCGAGAUUUGCACAAGGAAAAAAGAUGAAUAAUAAGAAACGCAAAGGUAAAGGUCCAAUGGAGCCUGAAAUAGACCCUAAUGUUGGAGAUUUGGAAGUUCCAGAUACCGGGUUCGAUGAAGAUAGCGAAGAUGAAACAACACCGUCCGUGGUAUCCCUAGAUAACUACAAUUGCCUGGAAGAUAGUGACAAACACGCUUCUACAGAUAUUACAUAUUCAAGCGAUCCAAAAUUCAGGUACCAACAUCGUGGUUCACUCUUUUCGGUCAUUGUUUAUUAUAAGGAGAUAACAAAACAUAGUCCAAAAAUUAAAUACAUUAUCGACAAGGCAGGAUGGGGACGUUUAUUAGCCAUGGAAAUAGGAGAAGCAUCACACCCAGUGAUUGAUUAUCUUGUUGAACGUUGGUGGGAUACAACGCAUACUUUUCACUUCCCUUUUGGUGAAAUGGGAUUCACGCCGCUUGAUUGGGUAGUGUUGACAGGAUUGAGUAUUGGAAUUGGGGAUGAUGUUCCGUAUAACCCAGUCAAGUACAAAUUUGAUUAUGUCCGUGAGCAUGUUUUUCCAGAAAUAGAAGAACCCUUAGAUUAUGAAGAUCCCCCAAUCUCUGGAAAAAAACGCCCCCCGGCACAGUGGAUUUCAGAUGCAAUCACAAUUAAAUUUUUGACUACGUAUUUCAAAGAAGAUAUCUUGGUUGCAGCUAAUUUGGAUGACAAACUUGCAGAAAAAGUGGCGAGGGCCUUUUUUAUGUAUGUUUUGGGAAAUUUUUUCUUUUCCAAUGCAAAGAACUACAUUGAUGCGGCUUGGUUAGCUGCUUUUGAGGAUCUAAAUGCAGUUGAUAUGUAUGACUGGGGUGGUCCUGCUUUUGCAAAAUUGUAUGUGGCACUCAACGCAUCUGGUAGGGGACAUAAGUCAUUAACUGGGCCGUUCCAAAUAUUAGAGUUUUGGGGAUAUGAAUAUCUGGGCAUAUGUAGACCGUGCGACCCAACUAGUGAAGAAAAAUGGCCAAGAACUUCCCGGUGGAAAGCGAAGAAAAAGACUAUCGAUAUUGUUCACUGUAGGAAUGCGCUUAAUCAGUUGACUGCAGACAUCGUGACAUGGAGACCGUGGGAAUCCGCCAUUGGUGUUCUUGACUCUGAUGUUGGUCGCAGGGCUGUGGAGCUUUCAAACAAAAGGGUUAUAUUUACUUGGAUUGGCAAGAAUAUGUGGUACCUAGGAGAACGAUCUUGGAGGCAAAAUCAUCCUACUUUUGGAAUUCCUAGAAAUCCACCAUUUAAAAUUGGCGAGGUCAGUCAUGAGAAAGCAAAACUUGUGAAAGAAGCUGGAUGGGUAGAUGCAAAUAUGUUUGUGAAAGCUGUUUCAUAUAAUAUGUAUCUGCGAUAUUGGCGACAUGUAACUAACUUCCAUCAAUUCGUGACCAAAGUCGAUUGGGUAGUUGAAUUACACGGGGUUGAUGGUGACCGUGUUAAACACCUUAUUCAACGACCUGCUCAGCAUGUACCUAUUCCACCACCACAACAAUUAUCAUACCCUGAAGCUUAUAAUCUAGUUCAAGAACAUGCCGAUUUUAAUCGUGCGUUUCGCGAGUUUGUAUUAUAUGAAACGGAAGACAGGAUGAUACGUUUAAAGGCAAAAGAUGAAGUAAUACGAGGCCUUGCAGCUCGUAACAAUUACCUGGAGGAUCAGAUGCAAUUCCGUAUGCAACAAACGCCGCGUCCCCCUAUUGGAUUCGGCAGUUUUUCUGAAACUAUCCCACCAGCGGUGUGGGCUCCAGUGAGUCAAGCAUCAACAAUGUCGUCUGUUAACCCCCAUCCGAGAAUGACGUUUAUCCCACCACGGCAAACACCAUCGCAUACUCCUACUGAUGAAUAAGUAAC